Molecule: messenger RNA, 540 nt
Organism: Candida tropicalis MYA-3404
Lineage: Eukaryota; Fungi; Ascomycota; Pichiomycetes; Serinales; Debaryomycetaceae
Exons: 1
Coding region: 1-540 (179 amino acids)
Biological process (GO): mitochondrial respiratory chain complex IV assembly
Cellular component (GO): mitochondrial inner membrane; mitochondrion
Source: RefSeq, a predicted model, not a curated record
AUGGGUUGGUUCGGAAGUGGAGGAAGUUCUCCACCAUCUAAAUUGUCUACAGUUAGUGAACUAAAAGAGGAACCUAAAACACAACAGUUUCUUGAAGAUUUGCCUCCAAAGUUCGAAGAUCUGGAACCAAUUCAACAGCAACAACAGUCACAGCAACCACCAAGAGAAAGAGAAGCCACUUUAAUGGAUGCAGCCAAACAGAUUAAACUAAGUGAUUUUACAGUCGAAAGAUUUAUUCAAAUGCCAUGUUUUAGAGAAGCCAUGAUUACAGGGUUUCAAGCCAUGGGUGUUUUGGGUGUUGUCACGUUUUUAAUUCAUAAGAAUAUUAGGAAAAGUUUACAUUGGUCCGUUGGGGGAUUCUUUUUGGGGAAUAUUAUUGGAUGGGAACAAUGUCGAUCAUUAAGAAGAAGAAGUUUCCAUAUGGUUGAAAAGGCAAAGAUGGAAAGAGAAGAAAAAAAUAGAAAGAAAUGGAAUGAAUUACAGAAGAAAGGUGAAGAUGAGGAUUUAAAGAAAUUUCAAGAGUUUAAUAAUAGGGAUUAA